AUGCUUGUGGAGAAGUGCGAAGCCAAAAAGCUCUGGCAGAGAACCAGACACCCCACAACCAAAACCCGGUACAAUGAAGCCACCAACCAGGUCAAGGCUGCACUGUGGGAACACAGGGGCGACGGGAGGGAUGACUUCCUGCUCUCCAUCGAGGACGAGCAACCCUCCAUCCACAAGCUCCGCAAAAAAAUUAUGCGCAGAGCCUACCCCCACACGCCCCCUGUUCGGACACAACGGCCUUCUCCGGUACCAAGCUCAAGACCGCGCCGAGAUUAUGACCCACAGCAUAGAAAGGCAGUUUAUGCCCCAUGA
This is a messenger RNA of Arctia plantaginis, 312 nucleotides long. The record is from the annotation of a GenBank genome assembly. Lineage: Eukaryota; Metazoa; Arthropoda; Insecta; Lepidoptera; Erebidae.